Molecule: messenger RNA, 3294 nt
Organism: Oryctolagus cuniculus (rabbit)
Lineage: Eukaryota; Metazoa; Chordata; Mammalia; Lagomorpha; Leporidae
Gene: VXN
Product: vexin
Biological process (GO): neurogenesis; neuron differentiation
Source: RefSeq, a predicted model, not a curated record
GACAGGGGGGAAAAAAAAGCCCCUUCGCUUCUGCAAUGAGAAGAGGAAUUGUCGGUACCCAAAUCCCCAUCUCCUGUUCUCCUGUUUGGUAAAAUUCUCCAGCCAAGCCUGGCACGGACUGAGUAGUAGGCGAUUUCACUCCACCGUCCGUUCACAAAAGACUUCCAAAUUCACUGCGGCAGACAGCGCAAGAUUAAAAUGUUAAAUACAUCCUCCCUGGGAGGAGACUGAAGCCUCCACGCUCAAUCGAAGGUUUGCAAUAAUAGGAUUCAUAAAAAAAAAAAGGACAGAUGGGAUUAGAAAAUGUUGCAGUGAAGACGGUGGAAUGAGAUGAGCUCACAGCACCAGGCUGUCUUUUGUGGACCUGCACAAUGAUCCCCGAGCCAGACUGGAUUAGCGACGCUCGAGACUAGGGGUCUGGAGAGCGGAGUCCGUACCCAGGCACUUCGGGGAGAAAAGGCUGCGACGAUGCAUCAGAUCUACAGCUGCAGCGAUGAGAACAUCGAAGUGUUCACCACCGUGAUCCCUUCCAAGGUGUCCAGUCCAGCCAGGAGAAGAGUCAAAAGCUCUCAACACCUCUUGACCAAGAAUGUGGUGAUCGAGUCGGACCUGUACGCGCCUCGGCCCCUGGAGCUGCUGCCCCACCGCGGGGACCGCCGGGACGCAGGGGAUGCACGCAGGUUCGGCCGCCUUCAGAAUGCACGGCCGCCCGGGGCCCAUCCCGCCAAAACCCCCUCCAGACCAGUGGGGAUUUCAGAGCCCAAGGCAUCGCAUCUGUGUGGGAAUCGAGCAUAUGGAAAAUCCUUGCUUCCUCCGGUGCCCCGGAUCUCCGUGAAAGCUUCUGCAGCGCCAGCGGCGGAGGCAGCAGCCGCAGGCUCGGAGAACAGGGCUGCGCUAGCCAGAGGAUCUAGACACCUGAAGAAGAUGGCGGAAGAGUACCCAACUCUGCCCCAAGGAGCAGAAGCCUCCCUGCCGCUCACAGGCAGCGCCUCCUGUGGCGUCCCCGGGAUCCUCCGGAAAAUGUGGACGCGGCACAAGAAGAAGUCUGAAUAUGUGGGCGCCACCAACAGCGCCUUUGAGGCUGACUAAAUUAGGAGACCCUCGCCGGGUGUGCCGAGGUCACCCAGGGUCACUGGCCAAAGGGAGAGCACUCCAGGAAUGGCACAGGGUCCCACUCACCUCUGCUGGUAACCGGUCCACAUACGUCCUCCUCCCUCACCGCCCCAUCACCCUGGCCGAGGGCACUGGAAAGACGCGUCCCUGGGAGGCAAAAUCAAACUGCUCCUUAGAGUUGCAGAAGCCAUUCGUCUGGGAGGACCUGAGGGUUACAUGCUAUCUGUAGACAAAACCAUACCCAAAUUGAACUUUCGCCACCCACUUUAGAGACCUUUAGGGAAGGGGGAAGUGAGUCCUCUGUCUUCCUGGUGAGUUGUUCUGAAGUGUGUGAUUUCUGGUGUAAACCUACAAGCUGGACAUUUGAGGCAUUUCUCAUUAUCGCAUUUACUUCACGUUGACGAGGUACGAUUUUGAAGGACAAAGCACCGUAUGUGUACUUAGUUCUAAGAUCCACGUCAAGAUCAGCUUCCACCACCAUCUGGCAUGGCUGCAUGAAUUCUCUCUUCUUUCAUGUGCAGUUUUUCUACAGAAAAACACUGAAAAUCAAAUGUUGACUGCUAACGUUUUCUGAAGUGGCGUAGUCUAAUGGAAUUAAUAAGACCUUGCUUUGGUACAAUGAUUUUAGCAUUUGAAAGUGUUUUCCUGUCCAUUAUCUCUUCUUAUCUUCACAAAACCCCAAUAUACAGAUGAGGAAAUCAAGGCCUUUGGACACUAUGGCUAGGUAGAAAGUGGGUAGCAGAACUAGGUACCAGCUCCUCAACUUCCCUCUAGAAGACUGUCUGCUUUGCUUGCUCUAGCAACUGACUGGAGCAAGUUUUUGAAUGGUGGGAACAUGUCUCUGGGGGCAACAUUUGAGGGGAAGAAUCUGAUGAAGUUAAAACAAGUAAGUGAUCUCAAUGAAAUACAUCAUUAUGUAUUAGGUUAAAUCAGAAAAAAAUGCCACUUUUCUAAGUCAAAAACUGUCGGCUAUUGAUUUCAUAAGGUUCAACCUAAUACAUAAGCUUACUAUGCUUUCCUUCUUUCAAUGGACAUGCCAUUAUCAAUUCCAUGGUCAACAACAGUAACCUGAAGAUGAUACUAUGAUAAUGGUAAUUAUAGCUAUUGCUUAUUAAAUGUUUACUAUAUGCCAAGCAUGAUACUGGGCACUUUACAUACAUUAUCCUAAUAUUUCUAACAACUCUGAGUUAGCUGGCCUUUCCCAUUUAGUAGACACCUAUUUGAAACAGGUGAAAUGAUUACUCUUACGGGAGUCAGGCUUCAGUGCCUGUCUUACAUUUCUUCCUUCACAUACAGUACUUCAGAACAUGGAGAAGGGCUGAAGUUAUUUUCAUUUUCUCAAAUGCUAAGCCUAGUGGAACAAUAGGGGCACUUGGUGUGCUGUGUGGAGAUGGAAUCUGAGAUAGAGGAGUGCAGCACUCAAUUGGUGAUGCCUGCAUUGGGAUUAAUGACAUAUGCCUUAUAUAUAAGUAUCAUCUGUGGCCUAAACUCUGCCCCAAAAGGUCCGUUUUCUAAUUAAGAGACUUAAAUUCAUCUGACCUACUUAAUGCAAUCAGAAAUUCCAUGGUGAAAAUCUGGCUUAAGACUGUGUCUUUGUGUCUUGGCACAAAGAAGAGUUUGGCCAUUUUCCAGGUCUCAGAUUCAAUUGUGAUUUACGUUUGCUGCCCUGAGGCCAUCCGAGCCUUGCUUUUGCUGCCUUCCCUGUUCUCUGCCUGCAUGUGAACUAUAAGAAGGCAUGGGGUGGGUAAGAGCCUUGGGCUUCUCGGCUUUCGCCUUGCUGGUCAUGCUCUUGCACUGUUGCUUUAGACUCUGAGAACCCAAUCCUCAUCUUGGCACGUGGUCUGGGAAGGGGCCUCAAGUGCUUUUCCAUUGAGAUGCGAGUCCCAGUGGAGUGUCCCACGACCUCAGCUGUGGGGAUCCAGAACACUGUUAGGAAGCAAGCAGGUGAUCUGUGCUGGACCUAACAGAAUAUCCUACAGCCGUUUAACUUAUUUAAUUGAUGACUGAUGUCUUUUAUUUAUAUGUGGCAGCUGGAGACUUCUGUAGGAUGAAACUUUUUAUUUUUCAUUUAAAUAUCAUGUGGUGAAGUGUUUGCCUUGUAUAGAACAUUUUAUUUAGCCAAUUGAAAUAAAAAUAAUGUGAGCUUUGUUUGUGAAGUUAAUAAAGCACAGCAAGAGCCUG